Messenger RNA from Paramecium sonneborni, 1872 nucleotides. Lineage: Eukaryota; Ciliophora; Oligohymenophorea; Peniculida; Parameciidae. The record is from the annotation of a GenBank genome assembly.
AUGGAUAACCGAUUAGAAAGAAAUGUAAACAAACUUAUUGAUCGAUACAAAAAAACAACUUAAUAGAUUGAUUAAAUUAUGUAAUAUGAAUCAAGUCUUUAACAGCCAGCUACAUAUUUAAUAGGAAGAUCUAGACCAUCUAAAAUUAAUGAGGAUGAGUAAACAAUUCUUUCUUUAUUUAGUGAGGAUUCUUCUAGAGAAAGACGGGGAUAAAGUACUUCACUUGAAUAAAUAAGUAGAUUAAGAGAAACUUUAAAUGCAAAGGAACUCUAAGAAAAAGAAAAAUAUGAAAGAGUUAGAAUAUUAAAUUAAGAAUUAAAAGUACAUUUUUUAUUUUAUCAGAUCACUCUUAAAGACUAUAUGAAUAUAAACAAAGAACUUGAAAAUAAAUUACAGCUUAAAGAAAAACAAAUUAAAUCUUUUGAAUAAGAAAAUAGAUUGUUAUAAGAUUAAUUAAAUAAAGGAGAUUUUAGCAAUAAAGAAGCAAAAGGUAAAUUUGAUAAUCAAGAGAAAAAUCUUGAAUCAUUAUAAUAAUAAAAUCAUGUUCUCCGCUUAAAAUUACAAGAUAAGAAGUAAAAAUUAGUUUCUUACAGAGAAUAAUUGAAAUAAGCAGAAAAUGUAUUUGAAUAACAAGGAUAAAGUUUUGGAAAAGAACUUGAAAGAGUUUAAUAAUUAUGUGAAGAAUUCUCUAAUGAAAUGUAAUCCUAAAUAUUAAUAUUAUUAGAAAAAAUCAAGAAUAAUAAAAUACAGAAUUGUAAGCAGAAUUAGACCAAUCUAAAAAUGAAUUAGUUAAUAAAGAAGAAUAAUUAAGAUAUUUUGAAUAGUUAUUUUAAGAUAUGCAUUAAAGAGAUAAUGAUCAAUAAUAAUAAAUUUAAUAUUUGAAUCAACAACUAGAUUAUUAUAAAUAAUAGUUAGAUCAAGCUAAUUAUAAAUGUGAAGAAAUACAAAAUUAACUUUUACAAUCUGAAAACCAUCAAUAGCGUCUAUUAUCAAAUUAAUAAGCAGAUAUUGAAAAAAAAUUAUCACAGUAAUAGACUCUUUUCGAUAAAAAAAAAUAAAAAAUUUGUAAUUAAAAAGUCCUUAUUGAUAUUUUGAACACCAAAAUUUAGGAGUGUCAAAGAAAACUUGAAAAUGAAGAAAAAAAUAGUAAUAUUUAUAAAUAAGACCAAAAAAAAUUAUAAGAUAUUAAUAAUGAAAUGAAUACAUUUAUUGAAAAUUUAUAAGUUAAGUUACAGAAUGCAGAAAAUAAAAUCUUAGAUUUAAAUUAAGAGAUUUAAGAUCAGAAAUCUGUAUUCUAAUAAAAAAAAAUGAAAUCUGAAGAACUCGAAUUAAUUACAAGAUAAGAUUUUCGAACUAUAGAAUAAGUAAUGAAUUAAACUAUUUUAAGCUAAAACAUUAAGUUUUAAGUUUAUAAGAAUAAUUAAAAAUGUCUUAAUAAGAUAAUAGAGAAUUAGAGAACAUACUACAAUUAAAAUAACAUGAAAAUGAUUAAACUAUGGAUGAAAUUGAAAUUAAGAUAGAUUAACUAGUCAAAUCAUUAACUUCCUCAAAAGAUGAAAUAAAAGUAUGUAAAGUUCGUGAAAAUGAAUAUAAGUAAAAAAUAAAACUUUAAGAUGAAGAAAUCUUAAAGUUAACAUAAAAAUCAACAAAAUUAAAAUAAUAAGUUGAAUAAAGUUCAUAUUCAUUAAAACAAGUAAAGAAAAAUUUAUCAUACUAUUAUAGAUAGAAGAAAAAGUUAAAUUUUAUGAAAAUGAAAGAGAAAUUAAGUAGCGAUAAGAGACAUAAGUGAAACAAGAUCAAGCUACCACAUAAAAUAAGUUAAGAGUUUUAGAUGAUAUUCAUUCUUUAAUCAAGAUGCAUAAGAAAUUUUGA